GAGAAAGAGUCUGAACACAGACAAAGAGGAACCUUACAUCAGAUCAGAUAGUUUGCAGAAUGUCUAAAGGACUGUUAUCGGUACUCUUGGUCCUUGUGGCCGUUACUACCUCCCUGGCCAAGCCAGAGAAGAACCCAGUAAACCCAAUCAAGAAAGAGAAGAGGGUUCCUCAGACUCUCUCUAGAGGUUGGGGUGAUCAGUUAAUCUGGGCUCAGACCUAUGAGGAGGCCUUGUUUUGGGCCAGGUCAAGGAACAAGCCUCUGAUGGUUAUUUUCCACCUGGAGGACUGUCCACACAGUUUGGCCCUGAAGAAGGCGUUUGCUGAGGACAAAGAGAUUCAAAAACUGGCAGAUGACAGUUUCAUUAUCCUGAACCUGGUGUAUGAAACCACUGACAAGCAUCUAUCUCCAGAUGGACAGUAUGUUCCCAGAAUCCUCUUUGUUGAUCCUUCUAUGACUGUGAGAGCUGACAUCACUGGGCGUUACUCUAAUCGCCUGUACGCUUACGAGCCCUCUGACAUGAAACUCUUGUUGAGCAACAUGCAGAGAGCUAUGAAGUUUUUGAAAACAGAAUUGUGA
This is a messenger RNA of Chanos chanos (milkfish), 578 nucleotides long. It is a transcript of the gene agr2, whose product is annotated as anterior gradient 2. Gene Ontology annotation, cellular component: endoplasmic reticulum. Bases 60 to 578 code for a protein of 172 amino acids. The record is from RefSeq and is a predicted model, not a curated record. NCBI's taxonomy places the organism in Eukaryota, Metazoa, Chordata, Actinopteri, Gonorynchiformes, Chanidae. The transcript has 8 exons.